AUGUCGUACAAUGGAAAACUGUUCCCUCAGCCAGCAGCGGGGUAUACCCAAUCAUUUUGGCGGACCCAACCCGAUCCCCUCGACACCCACCAAACAUCGCCUGAUCUGCCAAGUGAAGCCGAUAUCUUGAUUAUCGGCGGUGGUUAUGUCGGUGCCUCCGCCGCAUAUCGACUGCUCGCCGAAAACCCGCAAGAACCCGCCCCGCGCGUGGUGUUGGUUGAGGCCCGCGAGCUGUGCUCUGGCGCCACCGGGCGCAAUGGUGGUCAUUUGAGACCGGAUAUAUAUGCGGCGACUGCAAGGUUUACUGAGCGCUAUGGUGUCGAAGCCGCAGCAGAGAUCGUGCGCUUUGAAAUCUCGCACAUGAAGGUAAUCGAAGAUCUGGUUCGUAAAGAGAAGAUUGAUUGUGAUCUUACCUUUACUCGCUCAUAUGACAUGUAUUUCGAUGAAGAGGAGCUCAAGAAGGCGAAGGUCUUCUACGAAUACUUGGUUGACCAGGGGUUUGACUUUAUGGAAGAUGUCAAAUACAUGUCUCGCCAGGAGACACAGGAAACGGCUCAUGUCCGAGACGCGAAAGGAGGCUUCAGCUUUUCAGCAGGACAUCUGUGGCCUUACAAGCUCAUUGCGCAUCUCAUCCGCGUUGCCAUCUCGCACGGUCUAAACCUGCAAACCAACACACUGGUCUCUGAAAUUGGAGAAUCACGUACUGCAGAGGGCUUCUGGCCUGUUACCACUAGUCGUGGUGUGAUUCAUGCGCGCAAGAUCAUUCUCGCGACCAAUGCAUUCACCGGUGCUUUGGUCCCAGAAUACUCGAAGGCCAUCAUCCCUUGCAAGGGCAUCUGCACACAGAUAGCUGCCGCGCCUGGGGCACCGCACCAAGAGUUACCCGGAACGUAUGCGAUACGAUAUCACCCUGGGGCAUUUAUUUACCAGAUCUCGCGGAACGACGGGUCCCUCAUUGUCGGUGGAGCGUCGCAUCUGUUCAAGAAGGACAGAGAGCAGUGGUACAAUAACCCCGAUGACAGUAAAUUGUUUACAGUUGCAGCGGAUCAUUUUGAUGGCUAUAUGCAGCGGACAUUCCUCGGUUGGGAUGAUAGCAAGGCGGAAGUGAAGCACGUUUGGACCGGAGUCAUGGGAUAUAGCGCAGACUCAUUGCCUCAUGUUGGAAAUGUCCCCGGUAAGCCGGGACAGUUCAUCGCCGCAGGCUUCAAUGGCCAUGGUAUGCCUGUGGCAUUCUUGUCUGGAAAGGCUGUUGCAGAUAUGGCACAGACCUCGGUCGCCUUUGAGGAUACUGGUUUACCAAGAUUGUUUAAGACCUCAGAGGCUCGAUUGGAACCUGUGUUUGAUGAUAUCCUUGGUUGA
This is a messenger RNA of Penicillium bovifimosum, 1359 nucleotides long. Its product is annotated as NAD(P)/FAD-dependent oxidoreductase. The transcript is spliced from 4 exons. The coding region runs from base 1 to 1359 and encodes 452 amino acids. Lineage: Eukaryota; Fungi; Ascomycota; Eurotiomycetes; Eurotiales; Aspergillaceae. Gene Ontology annotation, cellular component: cytoplasm. Gene Ontology annotation, molecular function: oxidoreductase activity. The record is from RefSeq and is a predicted model, not a curated record.